ACUACCCCUCACGGGCUGGGAGAGCUGGGCUUGGGCGCAGUUACUGGGACCCGACAGUCCUUCGGCUCGGGUGGACUCACGGAUCCCUUUCCAGCGCCGCGGGAAUAGGGCCCCCCAAACGCGGAGCCCUCGCCGCAAAAAAAAGAAAGGCCGGGGACCCCUCGUCACCUCGCGGUCAGGGUCGCUCACAGGCUGCGGAGCGAGCAAAGGCCUCUGAGGCGGGAGAGCUGGGGUCCUGACCGGCCCCUCCACCAGAAGUUGCACUGUGUCUGUGCCAGUUGUUUUCGCCUCUUCGCAGCAGUUUCCUUUUCCGAAGAUCGAGGUUAAUGUUACUAACCUGUUUACCGUCAGGGUUUAUUUGUGGGAGUGAUAAGUAAUUGCUGCCAUUUUUUUAUUGAACAAUUGCAAUGUGCCAAGCACUGUGCUAAGUAUUUUGCUUCGAUGAUUUCGCGUCAUCUUCAAAAUAAUUUUAUGAGUGUGGAUCCAGUCAGCAGCCAGACCAUGGAGCUCUCUGAUGUCACACUCAUUGAGGGUGUGGGUAAUGAGGUGACGGUGGUGGCAGGUGUGGUGGUACUGAUUCUAGCCUUGGUCCUAGCUUGGCUUUCUACCUAUGUAGCAGACAGCAGUAACAACCAGCUCCUGGGCACUAUUGUGUCAGCAGGUGACACCUCUGUCCUCCACCUGGGGCAUGUGGACCAUCUGAUGGCAAGCCAAGGCACCCCAGAGCCAACUGAACUCCCUCAUUCAUCAGAGGGUAAUGACGAGAAGGCUGAAGAGGCUGGCGAAGGUGGAGGAGACUCCACAGGGGAGCCUGGAGCUGGGGGUGGUGUUGAGCCCAGCCUUGAGCAUCUGCUGGACAUUCAAGGCCUGCCCAAAAGACAAGCAGGCCCAGAGAGCGGCAGCCCAGAGAGCCCCCUGAGAUCUGAGGAUAGCACCUGCCUCCCUCCUAGCCCCGGCCUCAUCAAUGUACGGCUCAAAUUCCUUAAUGACACUGAGGAGCUGGCUGUGGCCAGGCCAGAGGAUACUGUGGGUGCCCUAAAGAGCAAAUACUUCCCUGGACAGGAGAGCCAGAUGAAACUGAUCUACCAGGGCCGCUUGCUGCAGGACCCAGCCCGCACACUGCGUUCCCUGAACAUUACUGACAACUGUGUAAUUCACUGCCACCGCUCACCCCCAGGGUCAGCUGUUCCAGGCCCCUCAGCCUCCCUGGCCCCCUCCACCACUGAGCCACCCAGCCUCGGCGUCAACGUGGGCAGCCUCAUGGUGCCUGUGUUUGUGGUUCUGUUGAGUGUUGUCUGGUACUUCCGUAUCAAUUACCGCCAGUUCUUCACAGCACCUGCCACUGUCUCCCUGGUGGGAGUCACGGUCUUCUUCAGCUUCCUAGUAUUUGGGAUGUAUGGACGAUAAGGACAUAGGGAGAAAAUGAAAGGCAUGGUCUUCCUCCUCUGUGGCCUCCCCCCUUUCCUGGCCAGAGCUGUGCCCAAGGGCCUGGGAGUGGGGGGUGGAAAGGUUGUGGGUGCUCCCUCCAUAGGACACAGGAGGCAGGUGUGGCACCUCUUCUUUAUGUCCACGAGGGUACAGAUACCCCUCUGUGCAAGCACAACUCAGGUAGAAACAAGGACAUCAUCUUCCCUCACUUUUUAGGGUCUUAAAGCAGUUCAGAGCCGAUGGCCCAGCUCAUUGGGGAGGCUGGGCUCUAAGGAUUCCCUCCCAGCUGCGGCCGUACCUUUCCCCAGUGUCCUGCAUGUCUGCUCCCCCGCCCCCAGGGCUGCCUGCCAGGGCAGCUUAGCAUGCCCCAGCAUACUUUUGUAGGGAGCCUGGAGUAUCCUUCGAUUCCAUAGUUAUCGAUCUUUUGAGACUAAAAUGACACAGGCAGGAAUGAGGAUUGUGCCCGCUUUCCCUACAGGCACCUAGCCGUCCCCACCUUCUUCUUCCACCCCUGUAGCAGGAAUAGGGUGUUCUCCAGGUUCUGGACAGUUUCCAGUGUUCUCAGUUUUUAAACACUUUUCUUUUUUUUUUUAAUAAUCCUUUAUAGAGCCCAGUUAGGAAGGGGAUUGGGGCACAAAGCCAAGCCCCCAGCAUUGGGAGAAGCCAGGCCACAGCUGCUGCUACCCUAGGCCUAAGGCUGUAAGCAAGACAGCACUGGCCCUCAGCCAGUGUCCUACCCUGCCCAGCUCCAAGGACGAGCUCCAUAUGGAGCACUGGGCCCCAGGCCCUUGCCUCCGGGGCUCUUGGAUGG
Trichechus manatus latirostris (Florida manatee) is the source of this 2239-nucleotide messenger RNA. It is a transcript of the gene TMUB2, whose product is annotated as transmembrane and ubiquitin like domain containing 2. The record is from RefSeq and is a predicted model, not a curated record. The transcript has 3 exons. Bases 442 to 1407 code for a protein of 321 amino acids. Gene Ontology annotation, molecular function: protein binding. NCBI's taxonomy places the organism in Eukaryota, Metazoa, Chordata, Mammalia, Sirenia, Trichechidae.